AUGACCCAAAAAUCGAUAUUUCUGCUGAUUCUUUUUCUAUUUUUCCUAAUAAACCAAUUUUUCUGCUUUGAUGAUCCCUUAGAAUCGGAUUUUAAUCCAUGCAACAUUGAUGAUUCCACAUGUAUGCCACUGGAAGAUUUUGAUCAAAACUGCACUUGUAUUCUUCUCCCGGACCAGAAAUUAUACAAUGUUUCCGAUGAUGUUUAUCUAUUCAUGACUGGCUAUCCCAUCCAUAUGUCUUAUAUCUCUCAGACUCCAAUCGCCGAAUUAUUCCGUAAAAAGCUAUCAAUUCGAAUCCCCAAAGCUCACUAUUACGAUUCGUCGGAGCCCGACAGGAAUAUUUAUAGAAAUUUGAAAAUUUCUGAAAAAAUGGCUCUUUUUGAGGUUUCCACCGACAAAAGUGCCAUCAUUUUGCAAUAUUUGAUAGAGAAUCAGUUCUUGCGCACCGAAGCUAUUACGAAAGCCAACAAUCGCUGGUGCUUGGAGGGAGAGUGCAAUGCGUUCUUGUAUGAAUCCGGUACAGUAAACAAGAGUUUAGGAAUCUACUCCCACUCCGCCGAUCUCCUUCAAAUUAUCGAAUACCGUAGUCGAUCGAUUUUUGCGGUUUCCAGUGUCCAUGCAGAGUUUAGUGUCCCCGUGGUCCAACGCCUUCAAUGUGAGCAUAAAUGCAAAGUUUUCUACUGGAACGAGCGGGAAAUGUGCAUGAAACAGUGCAAAUUACGAUUGGAGUUCGAUUUGGUGUCCGUGACGUCGGAUUUGAAGCGGAAUUUCGACUUUUUCGUGCAGUCAUCGGCGAUUCAGAAUUUUCGAAUGAAAUAUCGGAAAUUUAUUUGA
Molecule: messenger RNA, 834 nt
Organism: Caenorhabditis briggsae
Lineage: Eukaryota; Metazoa; Nematoda; Chromadorea; Rhabditida; Rhabditidae
Exons: 7
Coding region: 1-834 (277 amino acids)
Source: RefSeq, a predicted model, not a curated record